AUGUCCCAGCCCGAAGUACACCGGCAGGUGCAACAGCGACAGAGAGCAGUCCAGGACGCCGAUGAACUGCGGCCGCGAGUGAUACGCGCACUGGGGCGCAUCGCCGAGGACUUCACUGCGGCCCUCGAGGCGGAGCCGCAACAGCGUGUCGAGAUCUACCUCUACCGCUACGCCAUCCAGUGA
This is a messenger RNA of Pseudozyma flocculosa PF-1, 183 nucleotides long. RefSeq lists its product as uncharacterized. The record is from RefSeq and is a predicted model, not a curated record. The transcript is spliced from 2 exons. Bases 1 to 183 code for a protein of 60 amino acids. Lineage: Eukaryota; Fungi; Basidiomycota; Ustilaginomycetes; Ustilaginales; Ustilaginaceae.